AGUGUGCAUAUGUGGUAUCGAUGGGCAACCACAAGACACAUGGGCAAAAGUACUCGACAAUCAGCAUCUUGGCAUAUUCGAUUCUGAGGGAUCGUUGAAAAGAUGCCGGACCCUAGUGUAAGAUCAGAAUUUGAUGGAUCGGCAGGGUGUUUCAAUAAGUGCAUAAAGGUUGCGUGUAGAUCUAAAAAAGAAACAAUGACUUUUGUACUGAGCUUGACUGACUCUUCAAAAGUUUGGAUACUUAAAAUGGAAUUUAGAGGGAAGUGCAAUGACAGUGUGGUCACUAAGGGUAUCAUGUUUUUAAAACGCCGUUGACAAGAAAUGACGCAAAGCCCCAGAUUGCGUUGUCGUGGUCUAGGUACUGCCUGACUCUCCGCCGACACUAGGUUGGACCGUGGAUAAGGAGAAACAAGCAGGAAAGAUUAUCAUCUUCAUCUUGCUUCUGAAUUGUUGGUUUAACAGAGCGUAGGUAAACGGGUUGACGGUAGAGUUGAACAUAACGGUUAGGAAAGAAAUAGGCAAAACGGCCGUGUUAUAGUCCACGGAUGCAUAGGCAGUGUACGACACAAUGUAAAUGGUACCAGCUGUGCACCAACAUAUGCCAAAUAUAGCACUGACAGUAACCACCAUCAAAGUGACCCGCUUUCUCACUCUUAUCACAACCUGUAAAUAAAACAAAGAUAAUUUGGUUACACAUUUCCGACGCGAGAGAUAACAUUGUUCAAUAAACAUGUGUACGGUCGUAGAUGUGCAAAAUUCAUAUCGUCCUUCCCUUCUUCUUAACCCAAACAAAAGAGGAAAAUUAAAGUGAAAGUAAAAGGGGAAAAGGGUAACAAAGUGGAGAUGUUGGGGUGAAAUCUGCUUCAUUUUGUGGAAGCUAUACAAACUCGCCACGUGGCUAACGACAUGAGGUAAAGCUUCUCAGACUGCUAUUGCUGCAGGUAUAUUAACUACUUAAAUUUGCUAAGCCGCCAACAUUUGGCUUUGUAGCUCAGUUGGUAAAAAUGACCAGCUGGCAUCUGGAAAGCACCGGUUCGAAUUGCGUCGAAGCCUGGAUAUCUUUAGGCUUCUUUGUCUCUAACUCUUGUAAAUGCAGCUUACUUGGAAACAUCGUUUCUCUACUUCACUGAUAUCAUCUGCAGGUCAAAAUAUAUGAUUUAUUUAACUGUUACCAUUUGCUGCUGCGUCAGCUGAUCUUGGUCUUUACCCUUGAUCCACAAGUUGUACACGACUCUACAGUACAGAAAGGCCAUCAAAGCAGUGGAAAACGCUGGAAGAAGAAACCACGACCAGCUCGUCGCCUUUGCCAUCCACUCUUUUGGGAAGAGCUGUGCGCACUUGUUUGCUCUCUCAUCAAGGCCGACUGCCAGGAGCAACGGGAUGUUGAAUAAGGUGGAUAAAAUCCAAGAACUAGCAAUGAUAACCUGAAGUGAUCAAACAUACAGCCCUGAGUUGAUGUGACAAUGCUAUUUAAAUGAUUUUGCUAUAGAAGCAAGUGAUAUAGAAGCUUUAAAAGAAACCUUCCCAAGUAACUCUGAGGAAGAAAUUGCCCAAGCCCUUGAAAAUACCAGCUCAAGGAACGAAGCUGCUGAAAAACUUUUAACAGCUGACUCAAACAUAGAACCAAUUGAUGGCAUUUGUAGCCUUGAUGAUAUCUUAAGCAUGCUGUACAAGAGAGUAAAGCAGCAUGAGCAAUGUGAAGUUAGAGUAAGCAGGCAGGAUCUUUUGGUGGAUGGCAUUAGGCAGCUAUGACGGAAAAAAAAGUUUGUUGGGCCUCUUGACAGUGCAGUUCUUUGGAGAGUCAGGGAUAGACACUGGAGGGCUCCGAGAGGAGUUUUUAUCUGCAUUUAUAAGUGGAAUUCAGACCAACCUAUUUGAGGGCAUUCAACUUAGUGGUCUGUCACCUGCACCUCAUGUUGAGGCUGUGGAGAAUGGCUCCUUCAAAGUUGUUGGGCAAGUUAUGGUUAUGUCAAUUCUCCAGGAGGGUCCACCGCUUGCCUUUUUAGCCAACUGGGUAUACCACUAUCUGUGUACUCCCGAUGUCACAGCCAUAUCACUAAUAGAUGAUGACAUUGCUAAUCCAGACAUCAGGACUUUAGUGAAAAGGGUAAAAGAAGUGAACAGUAAAGAGGAACUGCAAGCCAUUUUCCAAGAAGACACAAACAUGGAUGUGAUAAUGAAUACUGGCUUUACAUCCACAAUUUCCUUAGAGAAAAAAGACACUAUUGUAAGGAUUAUAACACUUCAAAACACAAUUAUGAGGGUGAAAGCUGAACUAGACCAAAUGAGGGAAGGACUUAGGCUGCACGGGUGCCUGGCCAUGAUGGAAGAAUACCCAUCACUCAUGGAGAAACUCUUUGUGCCAGGAGAGGAUUAUACUGUGACGUCUACAUUUUUGAUGAACUCAUUAACAGCUGAAUACUCAGAGCCUGGAUCAACAAGGAAACUACAGGAAACAGCUGUAAUGGCUUACUUCAAUAGAACUGAUAUGUUGAAGAAAGAGAAGACAACUUGAGCGAGUCUACCAACAGCACUGGUGGUGUUACAGAAAUUUUUCAGUUUCUUACUGGAAAAACUACAAUGCCAAUUGUACCUACUGAGAAGAACAGUUUUGCCAUAACAGUAAGGUUUAUGCACUGCAGCAAUGACCACCAAAUUUGCUUCCCCACCGUUUCUACUUGUGCCCUUUGGGUACAGUUACCUGUUGCUCAUAUGACCACUUUCAGUGAUUUUAAAUUUAACAUGGACACUACAAUAAAACAUGAAAAGACCUUUGGAAGAGCUUAUUAGAUGACUGCACUCAGUCUGUACUGGCGACCUCAUUUAAUAAGUGCUUGUACAACUUUAAAACAAUAAAACAUGGCUGCCAAGUCCCACCACCGAGGAAACUGGGACUUUAUUAAUUAAUCGUAUUGUGCCACCAAGAAACAUUGUUGAAACUCUGUAACUUGUAACCAGUGAAAACAUCUUGGAGAGACAAAAAACCAUUAAAAAAUGUCAGUAAAAGCUAUUUUCAGUCAAAUAUACUGCUGUUAACUAGCGCUAUUGGGUGAAAAAAUAUAUUAUUAAAAUUAAGUGAUUUUA
Messenger RNA from Stylophora pistillata, 3084 nucleotides. RefSeq names its product G2/M phase-specific E3 ubiquitin-protein ligase. The record is from RefSeq and is a predicted model, not a curated record. Lineage: Eukaryota; Metazoa; Cnidaria; Anthozoa; Scleractinia; Pocilloporidae. Gene Ontology annotation, molecular function: ubiquitin-protein transferase activity.